AUGGCCUCCACUCUCCUAACACCCUUUCUCGUCCGUGCGGCUGGCCGCGACGCAGCAAGCAAGCAAUCAAUCAAGUCCACCUGCUCGCACGCCGGGCUCACUCGCCCCUUCGUACUCCCGCAACAAGCCUACAGUCCCGACUCCCCCUUCAUACGGGGUUAUGCUGACACUCUGCCGGUUCCCCAAGAGGCCUUCAUAGCCUUCAUCGACAGUCUAAAUGUGGCAAUGUGCAGGAGCCCCGAAGCGCAGGCCGUCACCGUCGCCAGCUUCGCGAGCAUGAUCAUAUGCUGUUCCGCCCUCACCGGCUGGAGGCUUCGUGAGUUGCGCAGGACUAGGGGCAAAACUGAUCCCAGGAUUGUUGGGACGGAGGAGCUGCACACUCUGCUGGGCAUGACUCUUCCUGCUUCUGCCACAGUACCUGCUGCUCCCGAAGACGACGAAGAAGAUGACGACGAAGACGGUGACCUCUACGUCACCGACGCCAAGCGCCCCGCGAGCGCCCAAUCUGCCACUCCAUCUGAAACCAAGUCUUCCUCCGCCCUAGGCAAGCUGACUCCGUACGCCUCUCUUGUCAUCGAGCCGAGCACGAUCCUGCCGCCCGUGAAGGUGACGUACCACGGCCGUAACGACGUACUCGCGAAUACGACGGCGAGGACACAAGCGUGGCGCACGCAGCGCAAGGAGAAGGGCGCAGCUAAGAAAGCGGCAAAGGGCAAGGGGGAGAAAUUGGCCAAGCUGCAUCGCGAGGCACUCUGGGACGGAUGUGGUGAUUAG
Messenger RNA from Trichosporon asahii var. asahii CBS 2479, 774 nucleotides. RefSeq lists its product as uncharacterized. The record is from RefSeq and is a predicted model, not a curated record. Lineage: Eukaryota; Fungi; Basidiomycota; Tremellomycetes; Trichosporonales; Trichosporonaceae. The transcript is spliced from 3 exons. The coding region runs from base 1 to 774 and encodes 257 amino acids.